CCACCUCGCAACCACCCCGGCACCUAUUACGGUCAACAACAAAACAAUAAAAAAACAACGUGUUGCUUCUGAAGCAACAGCGUCCAAUUCAAAAUUGAACGAAGUAUCAACGUAUCAUUAAAUAACACUUAUCUGGUGAUUCAAUUAGAUUUUAAGUGGCGUUAAAAAAUUCAUUUUCCAUUUUUGACCAUGUUUUCGUUGGGCUGCUUGGAAUGCUGGUCAAUUUUGGUGUUACUGCCUUCUUUGGUAAAAUUAGAAGAAGUUCCUUCGAAACAACCCUUAUCGUCGUGUGAACUUGAGAAGCUUCUACAUCCUCUUGUAUCUCCCACCGAAACUCAGUCUCUUCAAGUCCAGGCUCUUCGUCAACAGCUCGCGCGUCUUCUCGAGCAGCAUCUUCACAACCAAGUGGAUGAUAAUAGCAAUGAUAAGCGCAGUCUUGAGUCAUUGGCCCGAGGAGGUUACAUCAGAAACAUCAAAGAUAUCAGUUACAAUGAUGAACCACAGGAGGCAUUCAGGUCUGGCAUGAGAAGCUUCAUGGGUUCCGGUCAGUUUCCUUAUUACUCUCAAUUAGUCGAUUCCUCGAAACGAAGUAUCGAGUCACUGGCACGUAAUGGGGAAUUGAUAGUGCCGAAUAAAAGCGACGAUCAGAACCCGGAAGUCCCAACAAAAAAGGGUAUAGGGAGCCUGGAGCGUGAUUUCAACUUUCCGACUUACGGAAAGAGAUUCGCUCCAGAAUUUUACGGAAAGAGAAACGUGGCAUCGAUUGCUAGAAGCGGGUUGCUUCCAGGUAAGCGAGCACAUGUGCGCGAUUAUUUGUCUGGAAUCGACACCGUUCCUGGUUACGACGAACUGGAAGAGAAACGUAACUUAGCGUCAGUUGUUAAAAGCCAUUAUCCCUAUCGAUUUAAGAGAUCUGUAGAGGACGGAUCUAACAACGUGGAUAAUGAUGACAACGAUGAGGUAGUACGAUUCAAAAGAAUGGCCGCUUAUUUUGACGAUAAUGAGCAAAACACAAACCAGAACGAAGAUGAUAAUGUUGUAGAUUACGAGGAGUUGAUACAGGAACUGAACGACAUCUAUCCGAUUGAAGACAAACGAUUUUUAGGUUCUAUUGUGCGAAACAACUGGCCUUCCACAUUGACGAGAUAUCGUUCGCCAGAUAAAAGGCAUAUUGGAUCGUUGGCGCGCUUAGGUUGGUUGCCGGCAUUCAGAAACGUCCGAAGAUUCAAUAGAUCCGGACGGUCGGCAACCGACGAAUGCCCGCCGUGUCAAAGGAAGACUUCCUCAAAUGGGAAAACCGAAGACUACUACUUCUCCAAAAACGCGAUUCCGUUAAAUGACAAACGGUUCCUUCUCAUUCCAGCUGUAGACAACAUACUAUUAAGGAGGUACUCGUCAUCUAGGCCAAAAACUCAAUAAAAACCUUCCCUUUUAAUAAGUUUUUUGUAAUUUCUACACAGAAAAAGUUAUUUUUUAACAGACGAAAGAACUAUUUAGAACGAACAAUAGAUAGAUACUUAAUGAAUUCAAUAGAACUGAAAUAAAACAUUGGAAUUCCUCGCAAAAAAAGUUCCCUUUUACAAUAAUAAUUAAUAAGUAUCAAAGCAUCAUAAAGAGAACCCACCAGUAGAAUCGCAUCUUUGAUAAAAAUACAAUAACAUAUUUGUUAUCAUAUCACCUGAAAUUUUAUGCAUAUCUUUACAUCAAUAUUGAACCUGAUUAUUUAUUGAGUGAUUACCUAAAUAUAUUUUUAAGAGUACCUCCUUGACGCGUAAUCUGAUUGAAACAAUCAAGAAUAUCAAUACAACAUUAUCAUUUAGAGUAAGACUGUAGUUUAGCAAAUGAUCUAAAUGGCCAGCCAGUAUAUUUGGUAUUUCUAAAGAUAAGUGUAGGUAUCAUACGUGUGGUAAUGGCAACAAUAAUAUACGACGAAAGGGUCUGUUGCAACUUCAACAUAUAAUAGAUGAAUACUAAAAUAAUUAUUAUCAUAUAUACUUGAAGUUCAUGGUAGUCAAUAUUCUGCCGAAACUGGCAGACGCGGAUCGCAGACGGUUUCGACAGAAUACAGACCACAGACUGCCUCGAGACAGCAGCGUUUUAUGAAGUCCUACAAACGGCGCGGUAAACGCCACCUGUAGUACAAUGAUACAUUUAGUGGAAGAUCCAUUUACAUAGACGGAUAUCUACUUGUUGAAUUGAAUUCACUUUUAGCUACGUAGUGGGCUCAAUUCAGCAAGUAGAUAUCCAUCUGUGUGACAGACAUUGUUGAACAUACUGAAAUUGAAUGUACCAUCGUAUCACACAUGGGUACCAUUUACCGGGCUGCUAGUAGGAUUUCAUCAUAUUUACUUAUUGGGUAAAAUCGAUUGUCUUUAAUGAACGAACACUCUAAAAUAUUUGAAUCAUACUAAUUGGCAAAAACAGUUGCCAUUAAUGUAAGCUAUUGACUUUCCGACUUUCCUAUAUCAAGAUGUUUAUAAACGUAAUUUAUAUUUUCUUGGUAUAUACAGAAUAUUCAUACUAUUAUAUACUUACACGUAUAAAUAAGAAUCUUUGACUAUACAGGUGUUAUAUUUUUGAAUGUAAUUUUGAAAAAGGCAAACCCAAUUCUUCCAGCUAGACAAUACACUGGAAUAGACGGUGAAUUUUUAUUUUUAGCAGUUAAGACCGAAAAUGUAAUAAAAUUAUAUAAUGCUUAUCUAUUGCGAUUGAUAUUCUACUUUCAAAUUAACUGUUGACAAUAAAAUCAAACGGUAAACUAGAGGCCGCUGUGUAAGACAAUAUAGCAUUUUAUCAGCUGCAAAGAAUGACAAUAAUAAUUCUUGUAACUUAGACAAUAAUAAUAAUUAUAAAUAUUACCUGUACCUAAUCGUGUUAUUUUACAAAUUUGCCUAAAACUUGUUUAA
Agrilus planipennis (emerald ash borer) is the source of this 2906-nucleotide messenger RNA. Its product is annotated as neuropeptide-like 1. The transcript has 4 exons. The record is from RefSeq and is a predicted model, not a curated record. NCBI's taxonomy places the organism in Eukaryota, Metazoa, Arthropoda, Insecta, Coleoptera, Buprestidae. The coding region runs from base 190 to 1419 and encodes 409 amino acids.